Molecule: messenger RNA, 4558 nt
Organism: Cydia fagiglandana
Lineage: Eukaryota; Metazoa; Arthropoda; Insecta; Lepidoptera; Tortricidae
Gene: Cc2d2a
Product: protein CC2D2B
Exons: 13
Coding region: 35-4252 (1405 amino acids)
Biological process (GO): non-motile cilium assembly; protein localization to ciliary transition zone
Cellular component (GO): ciliary transition zone
Source: RefSeq, a predicted model, not a curated record
GAUCAGUCAUAAUUUUGAAUGUAGCAUUAUCUCUAUGACAACAAAUGGCGGAAGUUAUAAAAACAAACAAAGCUUGAGUAAAAGAAACCACUCUAGUUCUUUAUAUUGUGUAAUGAUGAGUGAAAAUAUUGAAUUAAAAUCGUUUCCAUCUAGCUUUAGGAAGGAUAAUGACAUCGAAGAAUACCAUGAAAUAGAUGAAAAGGCUAUUUCUGAACCGAAAACACAUUCGCUACGCCGGGCUUCGAAAGUUCAUUCAAAAACUAUCACCGAAGAAGAUUUCUUUACAGAAUACGAAGUGAAGUACGCUCAUAAGAAGCCAGGCAAGAAAAAACAUACCAAAAAGAAAACAGACACCUCAAAUUUAAUGGAUAUAAUUAACUCUGAAUUAGCCGGGCUUACUCCCCCAGUGACCGAAGAAUUAGUGACUAUGAAGAUUGAUAAUUCGAAGCCAUUAUUAAACAGAUAUUUAAGAAGUUCUGGGAUACAAAUGUUUAAAAAACCUCUUUGCUUUAUACCGGAGCAUGGCUAUGGAGACAAGUUACUCACAACAGUUUUAAACCCUGUAUACCCAAAAGUGCUGGAAUAUGCCGUAACAGAAUAUCAACCUAUACCAGUUCAGUAUAUGGAAGCUGAAAAGUUUGAAGACGUCGUGGCUACAAAUGAAUCUGACGACGGAUUAAGUAAAUUUCUAGAUUUGACAAUUAAAAAUAUUAAAUUUAAACAUCACCAUGAAUUGUCUUUAGAAGAAUUACUUUGUAAUAAACUUGAUGAAAUAUACAAUGAGUACAAACGAAAUGAGAGAAUGCUAAGUGAAUUAAUAAGAGAUAUCAAAGUUAUUAGAGAAACUAGAGACAGUCUGAAAGAAGACUUCACGAAAAUAUCGGCGAAAAAGGAAACUGUAAGAUUCGAUGAAACAGUUAGAAAAUAUUCGGCGAAACUUUUUUAUUUGAAAAGCAAGCAUGAACAACAUUUAAAUAUAAGAAACGAAAUGCUACACCAAAUUGGUUCCUUGUGGUCAGACGUUUUAAUGACCAGAGAAAAAUCAGGGAAAGUUAAGACUGGCUACAUUUUAGACAUUGAUAAAAGUACGAAAGAUUCUGAAGAAUACGAAAAAGAAUGGUCUGAAGUAUUUAAUAUAGAAUACACUGAUAAACUUGAUAGAAUUGAAUAUGACUAUGUUACGAAAUAUGUCGAGUACAAAAAUGCAAAAGCAAAUAAAUUACAAUCUAAAAUGAAUAAACCCAAAUUAGAUUUUGAUGAAGAUAUAAUAAAAAAGGAAGCGGAAACUAUUGCUAAUAAAACAGUAACAAAAGAUAAGAUCGACAUAAGCCUCAGACAAGAUCUUAAAUUAAUAUCAGAUAGACGAAAAUCUCAGAAACAGGAAUCUAAAAAGUAUUUUUUUAAGAUAUUCGUAGAUGACGUGUUUGUUUGUGAGUCUGACGCAUACGAAAGUAGCCCAGUAGAUAAAACUAACGUGGAAUUUACGGAAUCUUUCUCAGUACAAAUACUACCCAAAAACACUGAAAUAACAAUAGAGUUAUUUGAACAAGACGAAUCUGUAUCUUACGUAAAAAUAGCUCUAAACAAAAUAAAAGAAACUAGUGUCAAUGCAGAAAAUAAGACUGAAGUAUUUGUUUAUAACAACAUUGUAGAACCCAAUCCCAAACAUGUUGGUUGUGGACAUAACAUCAAAGAAAUAGCAGCAGAAAAUAAAGUAAGAUUGAAAAGCAGUAAUCUGUUUAAAGGGAAUUUGUAUACAACUUGCGAGGUAAGUUUGCAAAUGGGCUGGAAUGAGAAAUUAAAUGAAAACGAGAUGGAGUCCAUCAAAUCUUCCAUGGAAAUAGGUAGAAAGCUUAAGAGAUUAAUACAUGGUAUUGAUAAGCCUGAUAUUGAUGCGUUGAAAAAUAUAAUUGAAAAUAUAUAUGAAAAGGACAUUGGAAAUGACGAAGAAAUAAUAAAUACCUUGAGACGUUUAUCCAAAUUAAAUGUCGCUUCUGAUGAUAAUAUUCCUAUAGAUAAACAAAGUCCGGAAUUCAUCAGACUAAGACUCUUACAUCUACGAAAUAACGGUGGUUUUACAAAUGUAGAAAAUAAAAUUAUACCUUUAUUGGCAAGUCAAAUUUCAACAGAGCAGUUGAACUGUCUCCAAAAGAGUACAGAGAAUGAGUUCGAUGUUCAAUAUUAUGAUAAUCAAGAUAUGGACCCAAUAGAGAUACAGAGGUACAUCGGGGCCAAAUAUGUGGAGAAGUUGAAUAAGAAUAUGCUGAAGAAUUUAAGUGAGCACCUGUUGAAGAAAACUCAUAAAGAUGUCGUACGGGAUUUCAAGGAUUUGAGUUUAAGGGGCCUCUUCUCAAACCAGUCCAACCUAUCCCUGGCCCUCUCGAACAGCACUCGGCAACAACUUAUGUCAGAUGCUCUCCCCAAAGAGCACGAGAUCCGCGUGAGCGUGUUCCGUGCUCUCGGACUGUGGGAUCGCAGUGCUCCGGUGGUUCAGAACGAUGAUGAUGAUGAGAAAAUCGCUGGUUUCAAAAUUCGGCCUCUUCGUCCUUUCGUUCGCGUGUCCUAUCAUAAGAUAUCGGAGCAAACUACUCCUGCCAUUGGCUGCCAUCCUACCUGGAAUCAAACUCUAAAGAUCAAGACUAAGCUGUCUCCGCUUUCAACAAUCCAAGUGAAUGUAUUCGAUGAAGAGCGGUCACCGGUCGCAGAUGAUUCCGACCAGCCGCUUACUGUCCACUACCGUUGUCAAAAUAAGUGGCUUGGCUGCGUAGAGGUUCCAUUGAAGACGGUUCUGGAUAUGGGCAUGCUAAAAGGCACCUUCAAGAUAUCCUCGCCACCCUUCCUUCUAGGCUACGAGAGUGCCCCCAAAAACUCCCACUCUUUGAUACCUGAGGUAACUCAGCUCAUGAGUAAAGAAGCAGCUUUCGUGUCACUUCAGAUAACCAGCAGCCUUUCACAUUUGGGAGGAGGACAGGGCUACAAUCAACCAGUCCCAACCGAUCCUGACGACUACAUUAUCCGACAUCUGAACAACUUUGUCACCGAGUACACGAACGAGUUCCCUUCCAGAAACAUCUCCCUCACGUACAUAAAUAGUACGGGUCACAACAAGUCUGUGACGCAUUUCCUGCAGCCCAUCCCGCCGCCGGAUUAUGAGAAUAACUUUCCGAAGAAUCCUAAGAGCGGGUCGGCUAUGUCGAAGAGUUCUCGAUCGUCGAGCAGUGGAAGGAAGAAAGACGCGAUCGAAGAAGGAACCGAAUUGGAAUCAAUCUACAGCGGGUUCAGCGGCAAAGCGGAUAAUAUGGGGAAAAUGAUGGACGCGUGCUUGAGAUACGUGUCACUGAUACCGUGCUAUGAGCCAGUGGACAGACGAGUUGUCACGUUACUGGGGGUGGAACUCCUAAAAGUACUCCACGGCUCCCCCCUCGACCACGCCAUCCUCCUAACCAGCUAUUUUCUCCACCUAGGCCUCAAAUGUUACAUCGCCGCAGGCCUAGGUCUCCCCCGAGGCCUAAGCUUUUACGUCCUCACCAAAUAUGACAUAACCACCCACAGGAUGGUCAUGUCCAGUGAUCAGUAUAAGAGUAAACUGUUUGGGAGGAACGAUGGAUUUGUGUGGUAUGUUUACGAUGCAGUCGGCGGGGAGAGAUUUGAGUUGAGAGAUGUCAGUUGCCCGCUGAAGAGUGUGAAUUAUGUCUUUGAUAAUGAUAAUAUAUGGGUGAACGUCCAGUGUUCUCUCGAUUGUGAAAGCGUCUCUUUUGAUUUUAAUCGAUCUUCAGACUGGCAGCCUGUAUUCGACAAAUCUAUUUUCGUAAUGAAGCUCCCAGUAGUAACUGAUACCAGUCUGUACUCCGCUCCCGUCGGCGUCGAGAACUUACGAGUAGCCUUGGAGAGCCGGAUUAAAAGUAAGGUGCAGCAGUGGCGCCCUCACGUCAAGACUAUUUGGAACAGAUACUGUAGCACGCUGCUCCGAGAAGAGUUGCCGUUCUGGGAGUACUACGCCUUCAACCCCACGGAACAGAAACCGGGGUUAGGACAGCGGUUGAAACAACUAAUGGUCACACACAAGAUGUUCGGGUUCCCAUUAAACAUGCCAUUUGUCAACAUGAAAUCUGCCAUCUCGACUGUCAAAUCGACGGGCCUCCACGUGCAAGCGGACCCUAAUGCAGAGUUUGCGCUGGGGGUCGAAAUAUAUACGUACCCCAAUAACGUUAUUAGUGUAUGGGUGUUCCUGGCUAGCAUUUCUAGGAUAUAAGCAUAAAUACCUAAUAAAUACUGUUAACCAUAAGACAGAAUAAUGUCAAAUAUUACUCAAAAUUUAACUAAAAUUACCACCACCCGGCAAAUAUGCGACCUUUGACUUUAGAGUUAAAUUGAAAACUAGUAAUAUAGUGAACCCUCGCUACGCUCAGGAUUCUUUUGUAAGUGUCCUUGCUUAUAAUGUAAAGUGUCGGUUUAGGAUAAAUGUAUCUUCUGGAGACAGUUUAUCAAACAAAAACCCUUUACAGAAGAGCAAUAUAAAUUUAUUAUUAAAACUAUACCAGGAUACUUAAAAAAAAAA